This is a messenger RNA of Paramisgurnus dabryanus, 3056 nucleotides long. It is a transcript of the gene fto, whose product is annotated as FTO alpha-ketoglutarate dependent dioxygenase. Gene Ontology annotation, biological process: DNA alkylation repair; RNA repair; regulation of multicellular organism growth. Gene Ontology annotation, molecular function: broad specificity oxidative DNA demethylase activity; mRNA N6-methyladenosine dioxygenase activity; ferrous iron binding. Lineage: Eukaryota; Metazoa; Chordata; Actinopteri; Cypriniformes; Cobitidae. The record is from RefSeq and is a predicted model, not a curated record.
AUGAGACCGAGGCAACGUAAACAGUACACCAGGAACAUGAAAAGAUCGGAUGACAGUGAGAGGGAAAAGAGGAGAAAGAGGCGAAGGCUUCUACAGGAACUUGGAGAACAGAAGAUUCCCUACCUUUCCCCUACAGACCCUGGGUUUCAGGAACUGUGGGACUCCAGUUAUGCGGGACUGGCGUUGCGGCAGGCCGGUUGCCUGCCAGAUGGUCUCCACGAGAAGGUGCAGUCUGCUCUGUUAACUCUUCAUCGCAGUGGCUGCCUCCUCAGAGAUCUAGUUCGUGUCCGAGACCGCGAUGUCUUCACGGCUGUUUCGCGCGCCCUCGUGGGUCAGGCGGGCUACACGUACCGUUAUCUAGAUACGCGUCUCUUCACCAUCCCCUGGCACUGUGAGGGAGAAGGCGGCCAGCGGGAUGAGAAAGAAAAACCGUGCUGUGAGACUGAUCUGAGGGACGCUUGCAAAGCAUUGUGGGAACUAAAUCAGUUCUUUUGCACGGACGUGCAGCAGCAGACAAACACAAGAGGCGUUAAACGUUCCCACAGUGAUACCGAAAACAGCGACGACACACCAGGGGAGGGACCAUGUGAGGAUAGUGUCAAGGACAGGCUCAAAGAGGAGUCACAGCAGAAACAGGAGAGGCUAAAGGAGGCACAGGAGGAAGAGGAUGACAGUGGUCAGGGCUGCUCUCAUUCUUCACCUCCUUCCUCCACCCCGCCACCUUCUCUGGCCAGCCUGUACCAGUUUAACGUUACUCUUAUCAACUACAUGGACCCCAAUGCCAUGUCCCAACUGAAGGAGGAGCCGUAUUACGGCAUGGGAAAGAUGGCGGUCGGUUGGCAUCAUGAUGAGAACUUGGUGCCUCUUUCACCAGUCGCUGUUUACAGCUAUAGCUGCCCUGCAGAGCCAAAGAUUGAAGAAGCGACUGAAAAAGAUGGAGAGGGUCAGAGGAAAGAAAAAGAGACUGAGGGUGAAGGAACAAGUAAAGAUGAUGGUUCGAAGAAAGAAGGUGAAUGUUCGAAGAAAGAGGGUAGAGAUUCAAAGAAAGAGGGUGAAGAUUUGAAGAAAGAGGGUGAAGAUGCGAAGAAAGAGGGUGAAGAUUUGAAGAAAGAGGGUGAAGGUUUGAAGAAAGAGGAAGUGGAAAAAGAGAAGAUAUGUUGGCGUGUUGGACUCAAGGUAGCCUGGGAUAUCCACACACCAGGCCUGGCCCUGCCUUUGCAGUCUGGAGACUGCUAUUAUAUGACAGAUGAUUUGAAUCGGACACAUCAGCACUGUGUUCUGGCUGGUGACACGGCUAGAUUCAGCUCCACUCAUAGAGUUGCACAGUGUUGUACAGGUACGCUGGACUACAUACAAAAGCGUUGCUCAGAGGCCUUGAAGAACUUGUGCACAGAUCCCGAAAAUAACAGCAAGAGCUUGUGUUCCCUUCUCCCCACAACCCUGCAGCACAUUGAGGACAUCCACAAUGAGGUGGAGUUUGAGUGGCUGAGGCAGUACUGGUUCCAGGGCCGACGUUACGCUCGAUUCUGCAGCUGGUGGACUAAACCCAUGGAACAGCUGGAAAAUGACUGGAAGGAGAUGGAGCGAAUGACUCAACUGCUGCUGGCUGUGGUGGAGGAUGAGAACACGGCGCAAGAGAACAGAAGAGAAAUGGCGGACGUCCUACUGAACGCCCUGACAGACAGACAGCAACACAGACAGACAUGGAGAGACAGAUGCCAGUCCAGCCUCGCACAGACCUUGCCACCUGAAGAAGCACCUGUCGACCGACCCUACUGGAGUAACGAAGACCCUGACAUGCCCCUCCCCUUUGACCUCUUUGACAUCAUCAGCCGUGUUGAGUCGCUUCUCUGGAGGAUGUAAGGAUGGUGUACAGAGAGUAGAUGACAGAGAAACAGAGAAAGAUUGUAAUGUGAGGUGAUAAGGCCCUUAUGGAGAUCACAGGUGACAAAAAACAGUACAUCAUAAACCUGUUUACUUUCUCUUCUUGGCCCACUUCACCUGACAACCAACACCUUCACACAUCACUUUGAGGUGAACUCGGAUGGACAGACGGUUAUUUCGAUGGAGGGAUGAUUAAAGACAUUUUUUUCCUGUUCCUAUCAGUAUCAUUUACUAUCACUUUAACUAAAACCAUAGUGUUAAAAUGACCAUGCAUAGAAACAUAUCAGUAGUAGCAUUCAGUAUCCAUAAAUAUCCGUAUAUAUAUCCACAAGCGUAUGUAUGUUUCAGUUCAGUUUUCCAUAUAUCCUUUAAAGCUUUUUUUGGACAUGCGUCAUAUAGCUGUAAACAGUAUACACAGUUCACUUCUUGUGUUUGUGUGCGUGUGUACACGCCAUCUUUUGAGGUGAAAGUAAGAUAGAAUCCCAUUAUAUUGAAUAUGACUGGAUGAGUAAUAAGGCAUUUAUAGGAGGUGUCAAAUAUGUGCAGUUGCCUUUUGUCUAAUGUUUUGUCUAUGGAUUUUAUGUGUUUGAAUUGAAAAUUGUUUUUGAAUGUUUGCCUGUGUGUGCGUGCGUGAGUGUGUGUGUGUGGUUGUGUGUGCGCGUGUUUGUGUGUGUGACUGUUUGUAGAGAAAAGGCGAGGUAAACGUUUUUAAACUAACUUUGUUAAUGAAGUUUGUCUAUAUAGGUGCAUGCAGGUACGAGGCACGCACAUGUGUAAUUGUUUAGACGGCUUUAUUUCUGUGUGAUUGAAUAUAAGUGUGUGUGUGUGUGUGUGUGUGUGUGUGUGUGUGUGUGUGUGUGUGUGCGCAGGAGGAAUGCACUUUUACAUCUUUUUAAUGAAUGAAGGAUGAAGAAAGCACUCUGAUGUCCUUAGAUCGAAUGAAAUGAAUGGAAAAGGGAUGACUGUCGAGACAAGCAGCUUUCGUUUUCCUUUUUACGGUUUUUUGUGUCAUCAGUGUUAUUGUAGAAGAUCCAUAUUAUAGUAUUUGAUGAAGACGCUUAAAUGUGUUUUAUACUUUAGAGUUUUCAUUGGUUGCCAAAUAUUGUGUUUAUGCUGAGUAAAUGCUGUGAGGUUGGUAUAUAAAUAUCUAUAAAUAUAUAAUCUUUCUUUCA